Cebus imitator (Panamanian white-faced capuchin) is the source of this 1990-nucleotide messenger RNA. RefSeq names its product ankyrin repeat and BTB domain containing 1 (gene ABTB1). Gene Ontology annotation, molecular function: protein binding. The record is from RefSeq and is a predicted model, not a curated record. The transcript is spliced from 12 exons. Bases 231 to 1556 code for a protein of 441 amino acids. Gene Ontology annotation, cellular component: cytoplasm; ubiquitin ligase complex. NCBI's taxonomy places the organism in Eukaryota, Metazoa, Chordata, Mammalia, Primates, Cebidae.
CGGGAGGUGGAGCCCCUCGGGCUCUGGGACAUGCGGCUGGACGGCCGCAGGGAAAGACGGGCGCCACGGCCUGGCCCAGCCCCCGUCGCGUGCUGAAGCGCCGGGAUGAUCCCCCGUGCGUCGCUGCAGCCCCCCAGCUGGGGGACGCUGACGGCCAUUGACCUCCGGAGGGUUUCCUGGAAGAGGGGACUGCUCCGCGGAGGCCCGAAGGUACUUGCUGGAGCAGCGAGAUGUGGAGGUACUAUGCCUGCUUGUGUGGGCAUGAGGAGCUGGUACUCUACCUUCUGGCCAAUGGGGCCCGCUGUGAGGCCAACACCUUCGAUGGUGAGCGCUGCCUCUAUGGGGCACUGAGUGACCCCAUCCGCCGGGCUCUACGAGAUUACAAGCAGGUCACGGCUUCCUGCAGGAGGCGGGAUUACUAUGAUGACUUCCUGCAGCGGCUUCUAGAGCAGGGCAUCCACAGUGACGUGGUCUUUGUAGUACAUGGGAAGCCAUUCCGGGCACAUCGCUGUGUCCUGGGUGCACGCAGUACCUACUUUGCCAACAUGCUGGACACCAAAUGGAAGGGCAAGAGUGUUGUGGUUCUCAGGCACCCACUGAUCAACCCCGUGGCCUUUGGGGCCCUGCUGCAGUACCUGUACACAGGCCGCCUGGACAUUGGUGUAGAGCACGUGAGUGACUGUGAGCGCCUGGCCAAGCAGUGCCAGCUGUGGGACCUGCUUAGCGACCUGGAAGCCAAGUUCGAGAAGGUGUCUGAGUUUGUGGCGUCUAAGCCAGGCACAUGUGUGAAGGUGCUGACCAUCGAACCGCCCCCUGCAGACCCCCGGCUCCGGGAGGACAUGGCGCUGCUGGCCGACUGUGCCCUGCCCCCCGAGCUCCGAGGUGAUCUUGGGGAGCUGCCCUUCCCUUGUCCUGACGGCUUCAACAGCUGCCCUGACAUCUGCUUCCGAGUGGCCGGCUACAGCUUCCUCUGCCACAAGGCCUUCUUCCGUGGCCGCAGUGACUACUUCCGAGCCCUGCUGGAUGACCACUUCCGAGAGAGCGAGGAGCCAGCGACCUCAGGGGGCCCUCCAGCCAUCACCCUGCACGGCAUCUCACCCGACAUCUUCACCCACGUGCUCUACUACGUGUACAGCGACCACACUGAGCUGUCCCCCGAGGUGGCCUACGAUGUACUGAGCGUUGCUGACAUGUACCUGCUGCCAGGCCUGAAGAGGCUGUGCGGGCGCAGCCUUGCCCAGGUGCUGGAUGAGGACAGCGUGGUGGGCGUGUGGCGCGUGGCCAAGCUCUUCCGCCUGGGUCGGCUUGAGGACCAGUGCACUGAGUACAUGGCCAAGGUCGUUGAGAAGUUGGUGGAGCGGGAGGACUUCGUGGAGGCAGUGAAGGAGGAGGCAGCGGCUGUGGCGGCCCGGCAGGAGACGGACUCCAUCCCGUUGGUGGACGACAUCCGCUUCCACGUGGCCAGCACAGUGCAGACCUAUAGCGCCAUCGAGGAGGCACAGCAGCGGCUUCGGGUGCUCGAGGAUCUGCUCGUGUCCAUUGGCCUGGACUGUUGAACUCCUGCCUGGGUAGCCCCAGGGGCCAGGAGCUCCCUUGGAGACAAGCCUGUGUGUGUGUUUCUGUGCAGCUCUUCUUCUUGUUCCCUGCAUACUGAGGGCUUCAUGGUGGGUGCAGAGGGCUCAUUGGGGCUUCUCUCUCCUCAUGAGCCUGGAGACCCCAGAGGAGGAUCCAUUUGGGAUUAACCCCCUCCCCCCAAUGCACAAGCCAGCCCCCAAGACCCUUGGGGAUGGGCACCACUCAGGGAAACCUGGGGUAGGGGUGGGCUUUGGUCUUAGCACUUUCCUUCCCCAGAUCCUGCACCCCCAAAUCCAGUCUUCUGGCCGUCGCCCAGCCCUGGCUUGUUUCUCUGAGCCAGUGCUCCCAUGCACAGGACUAUUCAGAAAGGGCUGGGGGAGUGUGUAUGGCAAUAAAGCUUGAAGGCACUGUGGGA